AUGCCGGACGAAGACAGAACUGAAGGACAGGGUCGCCUACCUGACUUUGAAAAAGGCCAAAUAGUUGCUCUUUGGCAGGAGUUUGGUCACGUAGCCAAAAUCCUCCCUCGCUUGACACACCCCCGCUCAGAGAGUACGGUACGAAAUUUUAUCCGUCAUUACCAAGCUCGCAACUCUACGAGAAAUUUACCUGCACCUGGAAGACCUCUUAAGAUGAAUCUUAGGACCCGAAAUCGGGUUUUUACUGAUGCAAAAGAAAACAGAACCCAGUCUGUUCGCCAAUUAUGGGACAAUCUAGCACCUGAGGUCUCAACUAGGACCGUAAAACGCUACCUCCAGAAAAGAGGUAUUCGCAAGUGGAAAGCCGCAGCCAGAUCUCUUUUAAAACCUGAACAUGCUGCUAGUAGACUUGCUUGGGCCCUUGCACAUAGGCAUUGGACGGUAGGGGACUGGGAGAAGGUCAUCUGGAGUGAUGAAUGCUCGGUAGAAAAAUGCCGACAUGGCGGUCAAAUAUAG
Messenger RNA from Morchella sextelata, 516 nucleotides. RefSeq lists its product as uncharacterized. The record is from RefSeq and is a predicted model, not a curated record. Lineage: Eukaryota; Fungi; Ascomycota; Pezizomycetes; Pezizales; Morchellaceae. Gene Ontology annotation, biological process: DNA transposition; DNA integration. Gene Ontology annotation, molecular function: DNA binding. The transcript has a single exon. Bases 1 to 516 code for a protein of 171 amino acids.